AUGGCAAUGCAGCUCGCGCUCGCCCCAUGGAAGAGCACCAGGCCUGGAAAGGUUGCCUGGACUCGCGCGGAUGUUCAGACGCUGGCCAUCCAAGUGAAGCAGGGCCUGCCCCUCGAGGUGACACAGCUCUUGACCAGCGAUGGGUUUGCUGGUGGGGCUUUGGUGCAGGUGGACACUUUGAGCUCGGCCAGAGCCGAAGACCUGGUUUUGAACUAUCAUUGGGUGAGACCUUUCGUACAGCACUUCCGAGAUCGAGUUCCUUCUGGUUUUUUUGUGGCCGAUGUUUUCCUUUUCCUGGACACCCUCUACCAGGGGAAAGCUUUGAGGCCCACCUCUAAACAAGAGACGAAGGAGUCCAUGGCCGCUGAGGAAGGCAAGCGAACUAAGAUCUUGAUUGGUUGCUUGCGAGCGCUGUGGCGGAGCAGCGCUCAGGCCUGUCGCGCUUCUGCCGAGCAACCUCCAGAUCAUGAUGGCCAAUCCUUGGAUCUCGAUGGGCCAGCGGAGAACGAUGUUGGGCCCUCACGAUCGGAUUCGGAGUCAGGGGAUGAGGAGUGUCCGCCGCCCUUGGAAGGUCCACCAUCCAAAGCAGAGGGUGACGAUGAGAGUUGUUCUGGUUCCACCACAUUGGAGCUACCAGGAAAUGAUACUAGCUCUGAAUAUGAGGGCCCAUCAUUCAUGGCUUGUGGGGAAAAGGACGACUUCAAUGAAACGCCUCACGAGAGCAGCGCCGAGGAGGCUAGUGGCCAGAGCCCUAGCGCCCAAUCUCCAGUUGAGAAGACCCCCGAAAAGACCAACCCUUGGUGCGAAGAGCUGUUCAACACACCCAUGACCGGUAACAGUGGCCCAAAUCGGGCAGAGAUCGUUGAGAUGUGCAUUGCCCUUAUGGAGUUCUUCAGUAAGGAACACCCCGAUAUCAUGAAGAAUUUCAACCUGGUGCCCUACUUGGACCAUUGUGAAUGGAGUUUUGCUCGCUUUGGGGUCCGAGCUAGCUCUUGGCUUUCCACGCGCGAGUAUUGGGAUUCAUGGUUGGCCCGAUACGAGGAACUUGGCAACAAGGUGUUGACUCCAGAGCAAAGCCGCUAUCUGGCUGGGGAGUGUCCGCACGUACAGGAGUUCGAAGAGAAUUGUCGAAAGCGGAGGGUCGAGGUGGAAGAUGAUGCCUCACCCUUGCAGAAGAUUAUGCGGAAAAACGCCUUCGUCAAGGAGGGUGGAACCUAUUUGGGUCAGGCGAAGGGCCUGAAGCGGGCGCUCGCGCUUGGUGACGAGCAGGAUGGUGGCGCGCCCAAGAAGCCCAAGAAGCCCAAGCAGCUACAUGCUGACACGUUUAAAGGGUAUAGUCUUGCUGAAAUCCCUGAAGCAGCGUGGCCCCAGGAGGGCCCCAACAAAGGAGCCCAUGGUUACACCGUCAAGGCUUCCAAUGGCUCUGCAGUGGAAGUGCUCCUUCGCAACAAGGCUUACGUCCUCAAACGUGUGGGGGCUGCCGAUGGAAACGAAGCUGAGUCCACGGGAGCUUCUCUGAAGGGCCGCCAGUACACAUGGUCCAAACAUGGUGGGCCAGAGAAUGCUUGGGCCUGCGUUUGCGAGGCUGCCAAGUGGCCUGCAUCAUGA
Messenger RNA from Durusdinium trenchii, 1608 nucleotides. The record is from the annotation of a GenBank genome assembly. Lineage: Eukaryota; Dinophyceae; Suessiales; Symbiodiniaceae.